This is a messenger RNA of Penaeus monodon (black tiger shrimp), 854 nucleotides long. RefSeq lists its product as uncharacterized. Gene Ontology annotation, biological process: endoplasmic reticulum unfolded protein response; retrograde protein transport, ER to cytosol. NCBI's taxonomy places the organism in Eukaryota, Metazoa, Arthropoda, Malacostraca, Decapoda, Penaeidae. The transcript is spliced from 7 exons. Gene Ontology annotation, cellular component: Derlin-1 retrotranslocation complex; Derlin-1-VIMP complex; endoplasmic reticulum membrane. The record is from RefSeq and is a predicted model, not a curated record. Bases 117 to 854 code for a protein of 245 amino acids.
GCAGUUGGCAGCCCUGAGCCACUGACGCAAGGCCACGUCCGUAAACAAGAUGACUCUCUCCUGAGUUGGCUCCGCUAUUUUUGUGCUCCAGGACGCUUAUUUGUGGAACAUCCAUCAUGGGGGACACAGAACAGAUUGUUGCAGAGCCAGAUGAGAUGGAUGCAGAGGAUGUUGAAGGUCUUCAUCCAAACUCUCUGCAUCCACAGACUCCCCAAUUAAUUUCUCAUUUUAUUUAUAAUGUUAUGACACUGAUUACGUCAUUUGGAUGGUAUGUAGUUGGGCUCUCUGCUUUGGGCUAUUUCCUCUGGCUCCGAUUACAGCCUAAAGUUAACCAGUGGAAAGAGCAGCGGGAAAGGGACCAAGAAGCAGCAGAGUUGCAUAAAAACCCUGAUAAAGUCCUUGCAAGAGAGCGUGCAAUAGAGGCUGCACGACAGCGCAUGCAAGAGGAAUACAAUAAGCAUGCUGUUGCGCAUGCUGAGAAGGUUCAAGAAGUAAGCAUUAAUAAGAAAUUAAGGAUGCUAUAUUGUAAUGUCUGGAACCUUUUCAUAGUGGAGAGAAGAACGCCAGGAACGUAUAGAAGACUGGGAACGGCUAAUGAGCGAGGGGAGGAAGGAUACCGUAACAAAACAAAGACAUACAGCAAACACCAGCAGCAGUGGUUUGCCAGGCCCUUCUGCUUUCACAGUCUAAAGCUUCAGGGGACACAAGACUACGGCCAGUGCUUAGUUACAAUCCCCUUACGGGAGAAGGAGGUGGAUCUUGCCGAUUCAGACCUGACCGAAGAGGGCCUUCUGCUGGUGGAUGAGGUUAAUAUACUGUACAACUUCCAUACUUUCAAAAAAGCAUCCAUAUAA